CAUUUGUUUUUCCCCCACUUUUCUCUUGAAAAACCCUAACUCCUUCCUCGCGGCAAGCUGCAUAUAAAACCCCUUUAAAUCCUUCCUCGUCUCCGCCUCUUUCAUUCUCAUAGCUCCCACCCAGAGCCUCUCUCAAUUUCAAAGCCCAAAACCCUUUAAACCCUCUACUCUCAUUAAACAUGUCGUCCAUGGAGUUCUGGGGUGUUGAAGUCAAGGCUGGUGAGCCUCUUAAAGUGGAACCUAAAGAUUUCUAUAUGAUACAUCUUUCUCAGGCAGCCCUUGGUGAGUCUUCAAAGAAGGGAAACGAAUCAGUUCCCCUUUUCCUAAAGUUGGAUGAAAAGAAGCUUGUGUUGGGAACCCUAUCUCCUGAUAAGAUCCCUCAAUUGUCCUUUGAUUUAGUUUUUGAGAGAGAGUUCGAGCUCUCUCACAACUGGAAAAAUGGGAGUGUUUUCUUCUGUGGCUACCAAGCUGCUAUUCCUGAAAAUGAUUCUGAUUUUUCUGACGAUGGAGAUGAAAUCCCAUUUGAGAAAGUGGAGAAUGUGAAGUUUGCUACUGGUACAGAUAAAGCUGCCAAGCCUGAAAAACCAAAGGCUAAUCCUGUAGUGCCAAGCAAAGAUGAUGAAUCUGACGAGGAUGAUUCUGAUGACGAUUCUGAUGAGGAUGAUUCAGACGAUGGAUCUGAGGGUAUGUCUCUUGAAGAAGAUUUGGAUGAUGAAUCCGAUAGUGAAGAUGAAGAGACUCCUAAGAAGGCUGAGCAAAGCAAGAAGAGGACCAAUGACUCUGCAAUAAAGACACCAGUGUCCUCAAAGAAGGCUAAAACUGCUACCCCUCAGAAGACAGAUGGUGGGAAGGCUGGGCAAGUAACUCCCCACCCUGCAAAGGGAAAAGCUGCGUCAAAUGGCAACAACCCCAAGACCCCAAAAUCCGGUGGCAAUUUCUCCUGCAAAUCCUGCGAAAGGUCAUUUGGCUCUGAUGGUGCUCUGAAGUCGCACUCACAAGCCAAGCAUGGUGACAAGUGAAUUACCAUUUGAAAGAACUAUGUCAUAGGGUUUUGGUAUUCAUCUCUGGAGUAAAUGAGAGGUUUAUGUUAGCAACUCGUCCGUAAUUUUGUUAGAGAUCUACAUUUGAAGAAAUAUGUCGGAUGUAUUCCAUUUUGAGUUUAUGGGAACCGUUGCGAUGUUUGACCACUA
This is a messenger RNA of Populus nigra (black poplar), 1190 nucleotides long. Its product is annotated as histone deacetylase HDT1-like. The record is from RefSeq and is a predicted model, not a curated record. The transcript has 8 exons. Lineage: Eukaryota; Viridiplantae; Streptophyta; Magnoliopsida; Malpighiales; Salicaceae. The coding region runs from base 180 to 1019 and encodes 279 amino acids.